Molecule: messenger RNA, 1610 nt
Organism: Marasmius oreades (fairy-ring Marasmius)
Lineage: Eukaryota; Fungi; Basidiomycota; Agaricomycetes; Agaricales; Marasmiaceae
Exons: 15
Coding region: 68-1516 (482 amino acids)
Molecular function (GO): glutamine synthetase activity
Source: RefSeq, a predicted model, not a curated record
GCCGGCGGUUAGCUCUUUGAUUCUCAACUCCCGCAACGGUCAGCCCUUCUAUACAGCGAAUUUCGAAAUGAGUCGCACAUCGGGAGCACCCAAUACAAUCCAAGAGUUGAAAGACCUCAUAUCUGGUGAUAUCAAGGUCAAAGUGGCCGGAAUUGACGUCGAUGGUGUCCUUCGUGGGAAAUACAUGUCGAAGGACAAGUUCUUGAGUGCAGCAUCGUCCGACGGUUUUGGGUUCUGCAGUGUCAUUUUCGGCUGGGACUUGCACGACCAAGUGUACUCUCGGGAACUUCUGGUUUCGAACAGGGCGAACGGCUAUCGCGAUUUAAUUGCUUCAAUCGACCUUUCAACAUAUCGUCGUAUCCCUUGGGAAAACUACGUACCGUUUUUCCUCGUCAACUUCCUCGACCCCGAAACAAAAGAGCCAUUGGUAGUAGACCCUCGGGGGAUCCUACGUAUAACGACGGAUAGAGCUUCGGAAAUUAACCGGCUGUGCUAUGCAGGUGUAGAAUACGAAUACUUCAAUUUCAAAGAGACCGCUGAAUCCCUAGCAGAGAAGAAAUUUCACCUUCUGAGUCCACUCACUCCCGGCAUGCACGGGUAUUCGCUACUGAGGACGCAGCUCAACAACCAAUAUUUCCAAAACAUCUUUGACAAGGCAACGGAGUUCGGUGUAGACAUCGAGGCACACCAUACUGAGACGGGUCCUGGCGUAUUUGAGACCGCUUUAGCAUACACCAGCGCCCUCAGAAUGGCAGAUAAUGCGAUUCUUUUCAAGUACUUGACGAAGAGUUUGGGCAUGCAGCACGGUGUGUUACCAAGCUUCAUGGCGAAGCCUUGGGGAAAUCUUCCUGGUUGUAGCGGACACAUACAUGUUUCCUUGCGAGACAAAUCGGGCAAGAAUGUAUUUACCGUGAAUGAGAAGGAUGGCCCACGGAGAGACGCUGCAAAUGAUGAUACUCGAUUUCUUAGUAAAGAAGGAGAAUAUUUCUUAGCUGGUGUUCUUGAUGGUAUAGCUGACGUGAUGCCGAUGCUCGUGCCAACCAUUAACGGAUAUAAGCGUUUAGUUGGAGGAGAAGCUUUUUGGGCACCGAAUGCAAUUACAUAUGGCUACGACUCUCGAGCAGCUUCUAUACGGAUUAUCUCACCGCCUUCUGUUCCGCCCGCAGCUACUCGACUGGAGAUUCGCAUCCCGGGUGCUGACAUGAACCCUUAUUUCGCCUUGAGUGCCGUUUUCCUCCUCGGCUUACGGGGUAUCAACAAGAAGCUCGAGUUGACUGCUCGUCCGAUGGGUCAACUCUCUCCCGAAGACAGAAAGAAUGGAACUGUCAAGAUGCUACCGACAUCGUUAGAAGCGGCUACAGCCCGCAUGAUGCGCCCGGAAAGCGUUGCUCGUGAAUUGGGCAUGUUCGGAGAUGUGUUUGUGGAACAUUUUGGUGGCACCAGAGAACAUGAAGUAAAACUUUGGAAUGAAGCGGUGACUAACUGGGAAGUUGAACGAUACAUCGAGCUUGCGUAACGCUGUAGUGUAUAUACAGCUAACCGCAAAUAAAUACAGUCCCGUCCUGUACAUAAAUUAUUUUAGGACAUUCUCUCCACUUCUUAUGUGUCAC